Uranotaenia lowii is the source of this 4417-nucleotide messenger RNA. RefSeq lists its product as uncharacterized. The transcript has 5 exons. NCBI's taxonomy places the organism in Eukaryota, Metazoa, Arthropoda, Insecta, Diptera, Culicidae. The coding region runs from base 518 to 1327 and encodes 269 amino acids. The record is from RefSeq and is a predicted model, not a curated record.
CAGCAGCAGCAGUCGAUUUUGGUGUUUCGUUUUAAUGGUGAACUCUCAAAAUAAGUGCUCGGGAAAAAGUGCAUAGCUGGUCCCUUUGGUCCGUAGUUUACCUUCCCGUGACCUUACAAACGACGAAGCAAACGGUCCGGAAUCGACGGGCUCAUAAAUGGACCACUAGGAAGACCGAUAUCUGGUGAAAAACGUGUUUUGCGUCAAGGCAGACGGAAGAUUGUGAAUUUGAUGGAUUGCUGACUCGAGGAGUUGAAUUUUGGUCGCCUACUGCGGAUUGAAGACUUCGUAAAAAGAAACUAUUUUCAACACGUGGAACACCAAGGAAGCAGCCACGGCGCAGCCCAGCAGCAAAGACGGCCCUGCAGGAAAUCGCAAGCAUAUCGAGGUGGACAGUUCAGGAAAGUUGGAAGAAGCAGUAACGAAAGCAGUCGGCACCGGAGGCAAAAGAAAGAGCGAUCUAGAUUUACAACCGAAAUCUACACCAACAUCUUCUAAUAGUGGGAAAACGCUCGUUAUGUCGUCCAGCUGCUGCGGCACCAAAAAGCAAAAAAUGAACGGCAACUACUCCAACGCGAACGGGAAUUGCUCCGGCGAGGGCGGCAGCAACCAUACUACUUCUAUGUCCAACGGCCAUAAUGGGUACAUGAGCAACGGCCACUGCGGUAACGACGCUGCUGCUGGUCACUCGUCGUCGCUGGGUGCGUCUAUGCCCGACAUGUGCUUUUUCUGCUUCGAGGUUCUGUAUCGGGAGCUGAACAAUUUGGAAGAACCGCGAUCACCGUCCUUUACCAAUGAUCCUUAUCCAUUGUUCGUCACAUGGAAAAUCGGAAAAGAUAAACGUCUGCGCGGAUGCAUUGGAACGUUCAGCGCCAUGCGCCUACACUCAGGUCUUCGAGAAUACGCAAUAACAAGUGCUUUAAAGGAUUCGCGCUUCUCGCCGAUCACGCGAGACGAAAUACCAAGACUGACGGUAUCGGUAUCGCUGCUGCAGGGCUUCGAGGAGGCCCGCGGCUACCUGGACUGGACGCUCGGGGUGCACGGCAUUAGGAUAGAGUUCUACAACGAGCGAGGAUCUAAACGCACUGCCACCUACCUGCCACAGGUGGCCACUGAGCAGGGUUGGGACCAAACACAGACGAUCGAUUCGUUGCUUCGCAAGGGCGGAUAUCGGGCGGCUAUCACGCCGGAGAUGCGUCGCUCAAUCAAGCUGACCCGCUAUACUUCACAGGAGUGCCACAUGACCUACAACGAGUACCGUGAGCUGGUUGAGGGUCAUCAACAGCAAUCGCAACACUUCAACCAGGUUGGCAAAGUGCAAUGCUAACAACACGUCUUUUAUCUGCCUCCGCCACGACCGCCGCCGCCGAUUCUGCAAUUAGGUCAACCUCAUCCGCAACAGCAGCAACGCCAACAACAGCUACAUCACUACCAGCCGUUGCAUCCAUUGCCUAUCUGUCAUCCGGCGUGGAACGGCAACAAUCCCCCCAUUGUGCAUCCGCCGGACCCUGCUGCUGCUGGUGGUGGUGGAUCGUUUUCCUCUUCCUCGUCCUUUUCAUCAUCCUCAUCGUCCUCACCGCCGUCUUUAUCUUCGACGUUUUCGUCGCCCCAGGGAGCGAUGAUGCCGGCAGCUUCUUACCAGACCUCCUAUCAACAGGUACACCCAAUAGCGGUUAUUCAGCAUCCACCAUCAUUAUACCACCAACAACCCGUUCAGUACCAGACGCCAUCGACUUUGAUGACAACGAACACUCACCACAACCAGACCCAACGCCAUCCCCUGCAAGCACCAAUUCAGCCGCAGCAGCAACACCAUUACCGUUCUCGCUACUUUCAUCGCUAAAUCCGUUGCAGUGGUGGUAAGCGAUGUGACUAAGCAGGCAGAUAUCCUUGGCACAUUCGUCGAUAUGUGGUGGCAUCCCCAGGUAAGGUACUAUACAGAUGAACUGACGAAGUUCGUUGAAUAUCGCUUGGCAUACAAUUGAUAUUCAUUUUGAUUGUACUACCACAAAUGUGUUAACUUUGCUGAUUCAAAAGCAUUUCUAACGAAUGAGAUUCGAAUCCGUAAAAUUACACAAGAACGACGAAUUUCAUCCCUGGAGCCAGUAAACAAAAAUAGGGUCAAUAAACCUUUUAGUGCAACAAACAACAACACGAUCUUCAUAUAUCGAUUACGGUGGCAGGAUAGUGGCCAGGACAACAACAAAAAACAGUUCAUUUGUCGCUUCGUUGCGCAUACUUUAGGGUUAAGAAAGCAAACAACAACCACAAAACAAUUAAGCGGUAACUAAAUGUUCAUUCAAAUUUACUUACUAUAGCACUAAUAUAAUCAAUUGAACUCGUUCGUUGCGAUUGUGAAGGAUUACACAGGUUCUGCUAACAGUGUUGCUAAGUUAUGUUACCGGGGAAGGCAAAAUUUUCUUGAGUCCGGGAGGUAAUUAGAAUUUCCGUAAACAACCACACUUAAGAUUCCAUCUACAAAAUUCGGUAAACUAUAACCAAGCUGAAAAGUAUUCGUCCCAACUACUAAAGCAUCAAACGAUCAAAAUUUCUUGUGUGCAUUCUUAAGCAUUAAUUAAGGGAAAAAACGUUAUAAAGUUAAGAUUACGAUAAGCAAAUUUAAAAUAAACGGAAUCCAUACUAAUUGGAAACUGACAAAUAAACCACAAUUUUACACACUGUGAAACAAACUUUGUUUUUAGCUUUGCGCUCUGCUGUUGUUUGUCUGUCAAUUUCCAAUUAGUAACAUUUUCCUCAUAAUUUGUGCCGAACUGGAGCUGCUGAGGGAGAACAAACACGAAGAUGCAAACUAACUCCAUCAUCGAACAACAACCGUUCAGCCGUUACUCGAUCAUCUUUGUAAUACAUACAUAAUUCCACCACCAUCGUGUUUCGUGAUCGUGAUGAAGGUUUUUGUUUUAUUGAGUUGAUUGAACAUAAUUUGGAAUUGAAAUUGAUUUCUAGUUGUUAUUUUUGUCUUAUGCAAUAUUGAAAAAUAACUGAAUGUUGGCAUUUUUUUUCGAAGUCCUAACUACACUUCGGACUCGUAAGAUCUAUGUCAAAGUAAUUUACUAAGUCACAAAAUACCUGUACAACUUUUGCAUCGUUAGAAAAAUUUCAUUUUUGAUGUUAUAUUUCCCAGAUUUAUUCUUUUCCGAGAGUUGAAGGUACUUAAUAUCUGUAGAUUAGCAAUUUUCAGUUCUAAACAGGUAAUUUUCCCAUCUGGUGUCCCAACCUUCAUCACGAUUUAAAUAGAUUCGUCAUAACAUAAACUACCUAGAUAACAAAGGGAUAAGGAAUAAUAAUAUUCUAGCGCAAUGGUGAUUUCAAUAAUUGUGACAACUAAAAUAUGUCCACCAAUUAUUCACAGUUAGGCACACUCUCAAGAAUAUGGUCUCUUCAAUCACAAUUUCUGUUGUAUUUUCUAUCUUAUUUCUCAUCAUAUUGAGUAAACCAAAUCUCAAAACUGAUUCUAAGUUAGCCAGUACACAAUUAUUCAAACGAUACAAAAGAGGGAAUAAAAACGUGGAUGGGACGCUUUACUCCUUAAAAUAAUUAUCGUCGAAACAAAACAAAAAAAAAAAGAAGAUAGAAUUUACGCAUAAGAAGUUAAUAAAUUUUAAAGAAUUUUAAAAAGCAAGCAACGGGCCGUUGUGAAUAAAAACCAGCUACAAUAUUAAAACGCGAAAACCAAAUUUUAUCAAUAAUCAGUAAGAAAAAAUGAAACACAGGUUGGAACGAGUGAGGGUCGGUCGGUCCGGAAAGCCACUAUUUUACCAAGUUGAUUGAACAAUAAUUCCGCAAAGAGUAAAAUGAAAAGUGAAACAAUAAAAUGAAAAAAAUAACACAGGCAUCAUCCAUAAAUAGCUCUGCAACUUGAUCGUUCGAUUGCACCAAAAAAAAAAAAACAAAUAACUAUUUUUUAUUAUAUAUUAAAUCUAGAAAUUAAAAAAAAACAAGUGAUUCGUUUUCUCGUGAUUUGCAAUUUUGGAAAUAUUAAGAGGAAAAAAAAAACAGAAAAAAGAAUGUGUCUUUUCGAAAGUCGAAACCUUUAACUCAAACACCGUAUAAAAUUUAACCAUCUAAUCUAAGCUGAAAAAGCGUGAAGAAUAUAUUUUCCUAAAAACCCAUCAUAGUCCGUUUUUAUGCUCGGGGUUAGUUUUUUUGUUUCGCGUAACCAUGAUAACCAAGGUACAAUUUUAUCGGUAAGUUGCAUUGAGUUUUAAAAAGCAAUUUUUUUUGUUAUGUUCUAUUCGGUUCAAGAGAAUCGGGUUCAGUUAAAAAUCUCCCCUAAUCUGUUUGGAACUAACUAGCGUUGAUUAGUUGAUGUUUUUUCAUAUCAGAGAGCGAAAAUAAAAAAAAUACAAACAAUAUAUUUACCUUAGGGUCGUAAUUAAAAUCGAUGAGAUAACAUUUA